CGCCUUGUCGACGGGCCGAGUUCAGGCUGAAUCUAGCAGCUAUGGCCACUUACAAUGGCCACAUGAACGAAACAACUGAUCAAUGCAAGGAUUGCGGUCGAUCAAGCAAAUCCGUCCGGUAUUGUGUGGAUUGCGACUCGCACACUUGUGGAACGUGUUGGAACCAAAUCAUGGUUCAUAAGCCUGGUAGGACUAAUCGCGAUGGAAUGCCUCACGAGAAGAUCGAUUAUCGGGUGUAUGACAGACUGAAUCGUAUACUGCACCCGCGAUCCGAUGAGCACUUCGAGCAACUUCACGAUGUCGACAGAGAUACGAUGUGGUUUGGCAUGACAAGGGACCAAUCCGGGUACCCAAUGUUGAUUGACGGUGACAUUUAUGCAUCUCUCAUGGCCCAGGCCCCUAAAAGCGAAAGGAUCAAGUACCCACAACUAGUCUCGUUCAUAGGGCAAAAAGGAGGUCAAUUAAGUUUUAGCAAUUGUUACACCACUAAUAGCUCCAUAGGCGCUGGAAAAAGCACGUUGAUCAAGAUGCUUAUCGGUCUGCAAGAGUGCCGUCUCGAUUCAUCGUUGAAACCUUCCUUCCCUUCACCAGUUGUUGGAUCACCGCUUCAGGAAACGAUGCUGGAGAUCCCUGUCGCAGGCCGGAGGAGCAGAAGGCGCCUCGCGUCUAGUCUGAUCUCAGGACGAGCGAGGAUGCUGGAGUGGGCGAACACAGCUGACAAGAAAACAAAACAGUUCGCUGUGACCGAGUUGUAUCCUCGAAUACUAUAUACUUUCUCCGACGUCGUAGUAUUCGUGCUCAGAAAUGCGAGAACUUUCCAAUCGACUGCUCUCACUAAGCUAGUCGAGUGGGAUGCGGCGUCUCUCGAGAAAUCAAUCAAUCAACCAACAUUACCGCAUGCCAUCACUGCCGUGAACGCUACUGAAAUUGGUGUCAAUAACAAAGAAUGGAACGUCGAGUACGCUACGCAAAGCCUGCUGGAUUCCGUAGGAGACAGUUUGGGCCGACCGAAUGGGGUGCCUGCGUUGAUCAAGCACGCAAAUAAGUGGCGCAAUAAAGGCAAAGAAAUCCAUUCCGUUCUUGACUUGAUACACUGCUAUUAUUCCUCCUUCAGUGUAGUUCGAAUCCCAGUGGGAGGACGGUACUCCUUGCUAGAAGAUCAGAUCAACAAAUUACAAAAGAGAGUCAGACUGUGCUGCGAAGUCUCUUACGACACAAAGAGCAAGGCGAGAAUGAUUUCCAACUCGGACGAGCUCAACGUCUAUCUUCAAUUAGCUUAUGACCACUUUGCUAAGAGGUUGGACACACCUUUCAACUUUUUUGAGGUAUCCCUCAAAAACAACCCGAUCCCCCUCGAUUUCGGCGGCCACAUACUUCAACUCGCGGUUUCAAUCCAACUCUACAGACCCGAGCGAGAGAUCAAUGAGAAUCACCUAAUAUUCGAAGAUAUGAGUAGUGUCGUGGCGUCCAGUGUCUCGCUAGACUGUGUUCGAUUCCAUCGUAAAGGUAUGCCUACCAUAGCUCUUCAUCGCUUAAAGAACAACUUCAGUAACGAGAGCAAAGGUCUCUCUCAAGAGCUGUUCAAAGAAUAUGAGCGGUUCUUCGAUUACGCCCUUCGAGAAUUCUGUGCUAUGCAUCUACCUUGCGAGUUCAGCAACCACAAGGGCAAAUGUGUCAACAUGAGUUCACGACAUAAUCCGAAAGGCCACCAAAAUGAAAGAGGGAAAAUCAUCGCGGCCGGGAAGCACCAGUCCGGGUUCAUCGCAGAAGAAUACAGCGACGAGUGGAUGGACUGCCUUGAAAGGGAGGUCGUCAAUUGCCAGAAAAAACUUCAAGACUCCGACAAUGAGGAGCGUAUCCUUGAAAUCCAUCACCGACAACUAAACGAAUCCUACAGAUCCCCCUCAGCAUCUUCUUCCCUGCGGUCAUAUUCUCUGUACUGCUUGCGUCAAUCUUACGGAAAACGAGUCGCCAAAUUCGUCAUCAAGAUGGAGAGCUGUCUGAUGCAUUCCUACGAGACUCGUAACCUUGUGUCAUUCAAUUCAAGCCUGAAUAUGCUGGUUGGUGGAAUAAGAGGUAUCGUUGAACUCGAAGUUUUGCGUGCCAUCCAGGUCGAUCCGGGCAAUCAAAUUCCUAUCCGUGCCUUCUUUGACCUCAUGGUCGGAAGAAGGCUUUGCCCGUUGACAAAUGCCUUCACGCCUCGCGAAUUCCACGGCGUCCCGGGGUUAGAACAGAUCGCGAUCCCCAAGCAUGGAAGCAAAUAUAGAAAUAGUCCACUUCAAAAAGCCCUUCAGAAUGCGCUGGGACUGGAUCGUCUCUUUCGGGGGUGCCAUGAGGAUGAACAUAAGUAUGAGACAAAGGUGGCCGUUACUGCAACCGACGAGACGGGCAGAAAGGCUAUUACACUGGGUAAUUACAGCAGACCGGACGCUAGUAGAGGCAACCGACGGAGAUCGAACUACGAAUUUCCUCGGCCGGACGAUCCAUUUACGGAGCUGACGUUGUGGGAAGCAGCUGCCGCUACUUCCGCUGCUCCGCCAUACUUUGAGCCGUUCAUUCACAGCUGCACCGGACGGACUUACCUUGACGGUGCCUUUUACAACAAUAACCCGGUUCGGGUAGUUCAUCGUGAACGCAAGCUGCUUUGGCCUGAUUUGAAUGGCAAACAUCCCGAUAUCCUCCUAUCACUCGGCACAAGCCAACAUGAGAGUAUGAUCAGAAGAGAACUCGAAACGGUUCAGGGAAGAUCCGAAGCGAGAAAUGGGAAAAUCUGCUGUAGAUUUGAGGACAAUCCACCAUACCUGCGGGCACUAGGCGAUUUCUUGCAUCUCCAACAACGCCGUGACUUCCAACCUUAUUUUGAAGUCGAAGAAGACAAUGUUCAAGCCGAGAUCAGAAAGAUCGUGAUAAGUGAAGGCAGUAUUCAGAGAAUGCAAACUCAUGCAGCUUUCGAGUUGGAUGUCGGUGAUAUGAAAGUCUCGAAGAGAACCGCACAAGUAUCUAUAUCGCUUUUUCUAGGUUCAAAAGCAGUGGGAAAGACACCAAUCAGUGGAUUUCCACGACAACUCAUGAUCGAAGACUCAGCGAAAUUCGCCCAGCCCCCACCAGAUGAGACCGAGCCCGAAAACUUGGUACCCAAGAAAAAGAGCCGCCGCUCAAGAACAUCGACAGGCAUGGACGCUACUCCCUUUCACCAACGAACAGCCAGUGGAGAAUCCGAGCGUGACUUAUCCCAGCCAGCACAAGGCACGGGAAAUCGAAGGCCUCAGGUCCAGAAUGCACGAUCAAGUGAAGCGGAUUCUCGGGCAGCAAGAUAUUCAAAACAGCCCCAAACGCAAAACACUGGUGACUUUCAAGAAUUGAGUAGACACAACAGCAUUUUUACGGUGGAAAGCUCGAGGACUGCCACUACAGCAAGUGAACUGGCGCCAGGACGGACGUCGUCUAGAGAUUUUCGUCCAGAGGGGCGUACGCGAGCUAUGCCUCUCCCUGAAAACCCUCAAUUGACGCAAUUACGACCAGAUGUCCGCGGGCUGCAGCACACAGAAUCAUCAACAGUCCCUUCCGCGCCUGGAAAAUUAACGCGAAGGGCCACGUCAGAUGGUGUUCCGGACGAGAAUGAGACUCAUUCACGCAGACAGUCACCACUAAGAGCUCUGAGGGGCCGAAAAAUUUCCAUGAAGGAUCUCACGCAAGAUCGACCUCCUGCGAGUGUUCCUAGGCGGAACAAUAUUAGGGGAGCUAUACCUGAAGACGAACCGGGCUGGGAAAGCGCUCUUCCACAGGCCUCCGAGUUUGAAUCAAAGCAAGUGAAUCCCGCAAGUCACGUUCGUCGGGGAAAAGGUCAAUUGAGUAUCAACCCAAGAGAGAGGUGUUUUCGAGUAAACUUGACCAGCUUAGAGGGGCUGGAUCUGGAGAAUCACGGCAUAAUCGGUCGAAAUUUGGUCGGUCACAGGCUUCCUCGUCUCAAAAAGAUACCACAGAGCUACCUAGAAGGAAAGACCGAGGGCAUACCAUCCAUCCAACGCAACCCUUCGAGUCCGAACGACCUCAAUAUCGGCAAGACCUGGAACACGGUACUCAAGAGCGAACUUCGUAAUCGCAACAAUCAAGAAGAGAGCUUCUGUCCGGACAACCUGCACAGAUAGUGUUAGGCUUAAGACAGAAAUCGGAAGGCCGCGUUGAGAUUCGCAGACUUCAGAAGGAACCGUCCCUCACUUCAGAGCCUAGUCUGCAAACUGUUUCAUCAACUUCAGGAAGUCCGGAAUCGAAUAUGGGGCGGCGAAGACCUUUCUGGGAUCCUUCUGCCUCUCAAAGAUACCUCG
Molecule: messenger RNA, 4325 nt
Organism: Mytilinidion resinicola
Lineage: Eukaryota; Fungi; Ascomycota; Dothideomycetes; Mytilinidiales; Mytilinidiaceae
Exons: 11
Coding region: 42-4148 (1368 amino acids)
Biological process (GO): arachidonate metabolic process
Cellular component (GO): membrane
Source: RefSeq, a predicted model, not a curated record